CCUCCUCCCACGCUGCCUUCAAGCCUCCGGCGUCGUGACGUUGCGUACUCCCGGGCCUGGUCUCCUCCCACUUUCUUUCCUUCUUGAGAAGCUCGGCCCUGACUUGGGAGGACCUUUUACGACACCGGAUCUCGGAGUUGUCUCGGCGCCGGGGCCACUUUUCGGCCAAGUGACGUGGACGUCAACAGCAAUGGCGGAAGGAGAAGAGGUCCUGACGCUGCCAACGUCGAGCGGCGACGGCUGGGAAAAAGACCUUGAAGAAGCUCUGGAAGCAGGAGGUUGUGAUCUUGAAACUCUGAGAAAUAUCAUUCAAGGAAGACCACUGCCUGUUUAUCUGAGGGCCAAAGUUUGGAAGAUUGCACUAAAUGUUGCAGGAAAAGGCGAUAGUUUGGCAUCAUGGGAUGGUGUUUUAGAUUUGCCAGAACAGAAUGUUAUUCACAAAGAUUGUUUAGAAUUUAUUGGCCACCUUUCAGUGCCAGAAGAAAAAGCAGCAGAAUUACGUUUGGAUAUUGAAUCUGUAAUUACCUUUUAUUGUAAAUCACGUAAUAUAAAAUAUAGCACAUCUCUUAGCUGGAUACAUCUACUAAAACCAUUGGUGCAUCUUCAACUGUCACGCAGUGAUUUAUACAACUGCUUUUAUGCUAUCAUGAAUAAGUACAUUCCCAGGGAUUGUUUGCUGAAAGGGAGACCAUUUCAUCUUUUCCGGUUACUCAUCCAGUACCAUGAGCCUGAGCUUUGUUCUUUUCUUGAUACAAAGAAAAUUACUCCAGACUCCUAUGCACUCAACUGGCUUGGAAGUCUUUUUGCAUGUUACUGCCCCAUUGAAGUCACUCAGGCAAUAUGGGAUGGAUAUCUACAACAAGCAGAUCCAUUUUUUAUUUAUUUCUUAAUGUUAAUAAUUCUUGUUAAUUCAAAAGAAGUUAUUUUGGCUCAGGAGUCUGACAGUAAAGAAGAUGUUAUCCAGUUCUUGGAAAAUACACCCUCCAGUUUGAAUCUAGAAGAUAUAGAAGACCUUUUCUCUCUGGCACAGUAUUAUUGCAGUAAAACACCAGCUUCCUUUAGGAAGGAUAAUCACCACCUAUUUGGUAGUACUUUGUUAGGAAUUAAGGAUGAUGAUGCAGAUCUGAGUCAGGCUCUUUGUCUGGCUAUCUCAGUGUCAGAGAUCCUUCAAGCAAAUCAACUGCAAGGGGAAGGAGUCCGAUUCUUUGUGGUGGAUUGUCGUCCUGCUGAACAGUAUAAUGCUGGACAUUUAUCAACUGCCUUCCACUUAGAUUCAGAUCUGAUGUUGCAGAAUCCAUCUGAGUUUGCACAGUCAGUAAAAUCUUUGCUGGAAGCACAGAAGCAGUCCAUAGAGUCUGGCUCUAUUGCUGGUGGAGAGCACCUGUGUUUUAUGGGUAGUGGCAGAGAGGAAGAAGACAUGUAUAUGAACAUGGUCCUGGCACAUUUUUUACAGAAAAACAAAGAAUAUGUGAGCAUUGCCAGUGGAGGAUUUAUGGCACUGCAGCAGCACUUAGCAGACAUUAAUGUGGAUGGACCUGAAAAUGGAUAUGGCCAUUGGAUUGCUAGUACCUCAGGCUCAAGAAGUAGUAUCAAUUCUUCUGUUGAUGGUGAAUCUUCAAAUGGCUCAAAUGAUAGAGGAAUGAAAUCACUAGUCAGUAAAAUGACUGUUGCUUUGAAGACAAAAUCUGUUAAUGUCAGGGAAAAAGUUAUCAGUUUUAUUGAGAAUACAUCAACUCCUGUGGACCGAAUGUCUUUCAAUCUUCCUUGGCCAGACAGAACAUGUACAGAGCGGCAUGUGAGCAGCAGUGACAGAGUGGGCAAACCUUACCGUGGUGUAAAGCCUGUUUUUAGCAUUGGAGAUGAAGAAGAAUAUGAUACAGAUGAAAUUGACAGUUCUUCAAUGUCAGAUGAUGAUAGAAAAGAGGUUGUAAAUAUUCAGACUUGGAUAAACAAGCCAGACAUCAAACAUCAUUUUCCCUGUAAAGAAGUGAAAGAAAGUGGACACAUGUUUCCCAGUCAUCUAUUGGUUACAGCAACACACAUGUAUUGUUUAAGGGAGAUUCUUUCACGGAAAGGCUUGGCUUAUAUACAGUCUCGACAAGCCCUAAAUUCUGUAGUUAAAAUUACAUCCAAAAAAAAACAUCCUGAGCUAAUUACCUUCAAGUAUGGAAACAGCAGUGCUUCAGGAAUAGAAAUCUUGGCAAUCGAAAGGUAUUUGAUUCCAAAUGCAGGAGAUGCAACCAAAGCCAUAAAACAACAGAUCAUGAAAGUUUUGGAUGCUUUGGAGAGUUAAUAUAAAAGAAAAUUAUUUUAAAAGUAAUUAAGGAAAACAAGAGAAGAAACAUGGACAUAUUUUCCUGACUGAAUACUAACUGGAGACCUUUCAUUUGCUUAUGGGGGGUGCUUGAAUAGCAGGUCUAAGAAGGUGUAAAUUAUUAUAAUCAAUCUCUGGACAGUUAAAUUUUUUAAAAAAAUUUUUUUUUUUGCAUUUUUGGUUUUAUAUAAUGAUUUACUAUAAAGGUCAGUUAUUAAAUAACUUUAAAGUAACUGACCUUGUGCCCUUAUGAACUAAGGGUACAGAAUGCAGUUCUGUUUUGAAGAGCUGUUUUAAGGGCAUAUGCAUCACUUUCAGAUUUAAAAAAACAACCAUAUACUUAUAUUUUUGCAAUGUCUUCACUGAAACAUAGAAUUAGUUGAAGAGACCCCUUUGAUUGCUAUAUUAAGUUUUACACACUCAGCAGUAUCAGAAACUAAAAAGUAUUACAUAGAUUAACGAUUAGCUGUUUUUAAAAAGUAAAAUCAUUUUAAUAAAAUGGAUGAAGAUUCCAACAAACUCAGAAUGUACCCAACUAAUGAAAUGGUGAACAUGAAUUUCUAACUCAUUUUUGCAACAUAUACUAAUAAUAAUUUAAGCAUUGAGUGCUUUCACUACUAACCUUCAUCAUAAUUGUUCCUAAAGAGUAGUUAAAAGCAUUAUAGUAAGUAGGUGGGCAUGAGAGUAAAAUGAUUAUUUUGGGGACAGAAUUGAAUUCGUAAAAACAUCAUUGGUCUUUAUUAUAAGUGAAAUAUUUGACUUAGGAUAUUUCAGAACAAGUGUUGAGCACAUAUUUAUGUAUCCAGACCUUGAGAUUAUGGUCUGUGAGCACACUGAUAUCCACUUAAAUAAAAACCAAAUAAUUAGCUAUAUAAACUAAUUGUUUCUAUCACUACUUUCUGAAAAUUCUCUCUUGAUUUUUGUCUUCUAAAGUUCCAUUGACUUGAAACUAUUUUUAUUCUCAAAAGUAAUCUUUCUUUUGCAUUUUCUCAGCUUAAUUGAGAAUUCUGUAUUACACAUACUUCAUAAAAGAAAUUUGGGAAUACAUUUGGGGCCAUUGGAUGACUUCUUGUAAAAUUUUAUUUGGGAAAUUGCAAAUCCUCACUCUCUGCCAUGUCCGAAAAUGUAAUGGAUUUUCUCUUAAGGGGUUGAUAGAAGAAAUAUUUAGAUUUAUCUUAUUUACAGGCAAUUCUUUUAAUAUACUUAAUGAAAAUCAAGUGAACAAAAAGCAACAUAGUUAAGGAUAUUUUAUUCUAAUAUCUAAAUUUAUUAUAAUACCUAAAUAAAAAGUUUACUUGAGUGGUUGAAGACAUUUGCAUGGAAUUGCACCUGGUGCAGUACUUGUUAUUUAUAACUCUCCUCUACACCUCUUGUAUUGUGUUUUUCCUUUUCUUAGCAUCCGCUUUAGAAAAUGUCCUGAAGUCUCUCUCUCUUUACCCAUCUCAGUUAUGGGACUCUUUUUCAUAAUAUUAAUGUAAAGAUGUUUGUGUUACAGUUUAUAAAUUACAAUUGUAAAUAAACCAGUACAGUUUGC
Condylura cristata (star-nosed mole) is the source of this 3848-nucleotide messenger RNA. It is a transcript of the gene TBC1D23, whose product is annotated as TBC1 domain family, member 23. Gene Ontology annotation, biological process: embryonic brain development; retrograde transport, endosome to Golgi. Gene Ontology annotation, cellular component: trans-Golgi network. NCBI's taxonomy places the organism in Eukaryota, Metazoa, Chordata, Mammalia, Eulipotyphla, Talpidae. The transcript has 19 exons. Bases 191 to 2293 code for a protein of 700 amino acids. The record is from RefSeq and is a predicted model, not a curated record.